AUGUUGAAUCAAACCAACUCUCCGUAUCCCAGCGGCCAUUAUGGUGCAAAAGGCUGCAUGCACUUUUACAUAGCAGGUCCUCCCUCCCAGAUUGCAGCUGCCUUUGGCAUGCUGAUGUUUCGCCACCGGCUGGGCUGGCCCCUGGCACUGGCAUGCCUCGCGUGCCAGAUGUCCUGUGCUUCACUCGAUCAGGUUGUGGCAUUCGGCUUCACCUACAACGACAUCGUCGAGGCAUUGCAGGAGAUUCAAGACGAGAAGGCGGGCGCAGUGAAGGCCCACGGGCAUGAAAGGUCGGAGCUGGCCGAAGAUGCCGAGGGCUCCGAGGCGGAGACAGACACGACCGAGCAAAGUCAGCAGGAAGACAGUGCGACGAGUACGACAGCCAGCUCAGAGCCCUCAGAGCACGUCACGUCUGAGGAGACUAGUGCGAAGGUGGCUCGAGAUAGCUUGAAGUGGAAACACUUCUAUGGCCGCUUCCGGUCCAAGCAGGACGAGAGCCCAGAGCGUGAGGAAGACCUCCGACAGUUCGCGAAGUUCCCUGAACUCGUCAAGCUCUUGGAGGCGAAAUCCCACAAGGUCAUCACAAAGAGCAGAGGCUGGAAGCAUCUGCUGGAGAGAAUUAGCCAGGAGAACAAGAACUUCACAGAUUUGAUUAGGAAGUUUGGCUCGGCCGUGAAGCAGGACAACCUCGACAAGGUGCAGCGCGUUGUUUCCGUGCUUGGUGGCAGAGGGUCGUCGACCAGUUCCACCACAUCGAGCCCACAGGAUGCCAAUCCACAGGCAAACCUUGGACUGGAUGAGGAUGAAGACGAGGAGGAAGAGGAAGCAGAAGAGAAGAGCAAGGAUGAGGAUGAAGAAGAGAGCAACGAAGAUGAAGACGAAGAGGAAGACCAAGGCGAGGAUGAGUCUGCAGGGCAGCAGGGUUUGGUGCCCCAAGCUUCGCAGAAGCAGUCUCCGAUUCGGAAAGUGAAAGCUGCCACAACAUCGCAAAGGAGUAAGGAUGGUGCGAAGACAUCGACGACGUCGCCUUCGAAGGAAGGGACGAGUCUGAAAGAGCCACCUGGGAGUUUGGGUAUAGACAAUGACAGCGUGGAGGAUGAUGAUUGA
Symbiodinium natans is the source of this 1107-nucleotide messenger RNA. NCBI's taxonomy places the organism in Eukaryota, Dinophyceae, Suessiales, Symbiodiniaceae. The record is from the annotation of a GenBank genome assembly.